Molecule: messenger RNA, 1245 nt
Organism: Cryptosporidium muris RN66
Lineage: Eukaryota; Apicomplexa; Conoidasida; Eucoccidiorida; Cryptosporidiidae
Product: 3' exoribonuclease family protein, putative
Exons: 1
Coding region: 1-1245 (414 amino acids)
Biological process (GO): nuclear polyadenylation-dependent rRNA catabolic process; nuclear mRNA surveillance; U4 snRNA 3'-end processing
Cellular component (GO): cytoplasmic exosome (RNase complex); nuclear exosome (RNase complex)
Source: RefSeq, a predicted model, not a curated record
AUGGAAUCACUUAUUACAGGUAUUAGAGAGAGUGGAUUAAGGAUAGAUGGUCGUACUUCCAAUGAAUUCAGAAGAAUUCAGAUUACUUUGAAUAAGACAUUUGAUGGGGUUGAAGUGAAAAUAGGGAAAACUCACGUCCUUUGUAUUAUCAAGGCAGAAUUAAUGAUCCCAAAUAUAGAUCGUCCUUCUGAGGGUCAGGUAACUUUUUCGGUAGAUUAUGGACCACUAAGUUUAAACCCAAAUGGACAAGUUUAUCGUCAUGAAAGAAAUGCUUUAAGUAUUGAGCUAGCAAAUUAUAUAGAAAGAACUUUAAAAGAGACUGGAGCUUUUGAUACUGAAGUACUUUGCAUUAUAAGUGGUCUUUGUGCAUGGUCAAUUCGUUGUGAUAUUAGAGCUUUGUGUGAUGAUGGGAAUUUAUUUGAUACAUGUAUAUUAGCAACAUUAUCAGCUUUUAGGCACUUUAGAUAUAAGGAUAUUGACUGUAGUUCAUUUUUAAAUAAACUUAAAUUAAACAAAUAUAAAAAUAAAGACUACUUGAGGAUUGAACAAGCAAUAAAAAAUAUGGAUAUGAUCCCUUUAAACAUAUACCAUUUCCCUUUAUCUAUUAGUAUUGGAUAUACUAGAGUAAACAAUGAACUACAAUAUAUAGUAGACCCUUGUUCUGAAGAAGAGUCUAUAUUACAAGCAGUACUGCAUAUAGCAAUUAAUGGUGGACAACAAGUUUGUGGACUUUCGAAACCUGGUGGUGAAAAGUUAACAAUAGAUCAAAUUAAUUUCGCUAUUCAACUUGCAAAGAAUCAUGGAAGUAAUAUCCAUGAAUAUGUAAAGAAGGUCUUUAUUGCAAAUACUAAUGAAAAGGAAAUAAAGAUAGAAAAUGUAAAUAAUUCAACAGAUCUGGUUGUAUCAGUGGAUGUUGAUAAUAUUGUUUCUUCAGCUAAUAGUUCAAAUCUAUUAGAUUUUACAGAAAUUAAGAUAGAUAACUCCAAAAUAGCAAAUAAUGAGUGUCCAAUAGAAAGUGCUCAAAUAAAUGUAAAUAAUGAAGAGUGUAAAUAUUUAGAUACAGAAAUUACUCACACAAAUACAAUUGGUACUACAGAUGUAUGGGCACACAAUAAAGAGACAGGAAGUGAAGACAAUAUAUGCAAAACUCUGGAACAAGUACAGUUAAGUAAUUUAGAUGUUAUAGAUGACCUGAAUUCUGCUUUAAAGACAAAUGUGAAAUUAAAAAGAAGGAAACGUAAUUAA